Messenger RNA from Eimeria tenella, 1158 nucleotides. RefSeq lists its product as uncharacterized. The record is from RefSeq and is a predicted model, not a curated record. Bases 1 to 1158 code for a protein of 385 amino acids. The transcript has 2 exons. NCBI's taxonomy places the organism in Eukaryota, Apicomplexa, Conoidasida, Eucoccidiorida, Eimeriidae.
AUGUGCUGCUUUUUUGUUUUGUUGUUUUUUGCUGCUCAGGAAUUGCUGCGACGGAGAGACGCGCGUCUAAUGGCCUUCGUGCGGCAGCAGUUGAUGCUGCCGGAUUCUGCUGCAGCAGAAAACACUCUUGCUGCUGCUGCUGCUGCUGCAAAAAGAGGCUCGCAGAUGCAACGCGAAAAGGAAACCUCCUUGGGAUCGCCAAACGUUGUGCUGCUGACGGAGCGGCAGCGAAAAAUGCUGCUGCAGCGCAGCAGCGCCAGCAGCAGCAGCAGCAGCAGCAGCAGCGACGUGCGGCCACAAGAGCAGCAGCAAGGGGAAUUCCGCAGCGGGGAAAGAAUAGCUCGGGGCUGCGGCGAUGCUGCUGAGCUGUCGCUGCCGGCACUGCAGCAGGAACAGCAGCAAGGGAACUGCUUUAGUGAGACUCCGCUGCUGCUUUCGCACCGCAGCGCAGCAGCAGCAGCAGCUGCUACUGCUGCUGCUGUGUCUGCGCUGCCUCCGCCCCCAGAAUUCCCCCGCAGCUCAGCGCCGGUUCCUCUUCUUCCACUUCAGAAGCAGCAGCUGCUGCUGCAGCGGGACGACAGGGGCCACACGGGGGAGGGUUCCACCGCAGCAGCAGCAGCAACUGCAGCAGCAGCUGCACCAGCAGCUGCAGCAGGGGGUCUGGAGUCACCCAGAGUGAUCAUUAGUGCUGUCACUACACCGCGAGACAUCAUCCGCUCUCUUCCGCAGACCCCCAUAGCUUCUGCAAGAGCUUCAAGAGGUGCUGCUGCUGCUGCUGCUGCUGCUGCUGCUGCUCCUAGUGGGGAAACCGGCUUGCGGCUCGAGGCUGUUACCGAGUGCGUUAACCGCGUAAGGGAGGCCCUGAGCCUGGAGAGCAAAAUAUCAAAGCUGCUCAUUCACUCCGAACGCAGCAGCAGCAGCAGCAACAGCAGCAGCAGCAGCAGCUGCAGCGCGAGCAACAGCUACAGACCCAGCAGCGCCAGCAUUGCCCGCGGCAGCAGCACCAACUUGCGAGAGCUGCAGCGGCCAGCAGCAAAUUCGCAGCAAGUGACCCCAAGGAUUUUCAGGCAGCAGCAAACUCCCCGCCUGCUGCAGCAGAGCGGCAGCAGCAGCAGCAGCAGCGGAUGCCACACUCCACGCAGCACUUUUCGCUUUUGA